Molecule: messenger RNA, 1009 nt
Organism: Anopheles arabiensis
Lineage: Eukaryota; Metazoa; Arthropoda; Insecta; Diptera; Culicidae
Product: trypsin-2
Exons: 1
Coding region: 104-937 (277 amino acids)
Biological process (GO): proteolysis
Molecular function (GO): serine-type endopeptidase activity
Source: RefSeq, a predicted model, not a curated record
CUAUCAAAUAAUCUAGUUAAUUCGCUAGUUACAAAAAUAGCACCGCUGCAUAGUAUUUAAGGCGUCGAUUUUCCUUCCAACAAUCAUACGAGUGCCUGACAAGAUGUCGAACAAGAUUGCAAUCCUCCUGCUGGCUGUUCUGGUUGCGGUGGUCGCUUGUGCGCAAGCACAACCAUCCGGGCGGCAUCACUUGGUCCAUCCGCUGCUGCCCAGAUUCCUGCCUCGGCUUCAUCGCGACAGCAACGGUCAUCGCGUCGUCGGUGGAUUCCAGAUCGACGUGUCGGAUGCUCCGUAUCAGGUGUCCCUGCAAUACUUCAACAGCCACCGUUGCGGCGGCUCCGUGCUGGACAACAAGUGGGUCCUAACUGCUGCCCACUGCACCCAGGGUUUGGAUCCCAGCAGCCUCGCCGUGCGCCUGGGCUCAUCGGAACACGCUACUGGAGGUACUCUUGUCGGAGUACUGCGCACUGUCGAGCACCCGCAGUACGAUGGUAACACAAUCGACUACGACUUCUCACUGAUGGAGCUGGAGACUGAGCUUACCUUCAGCGAUGCGGUGCAACCGGUCGAACUUCCAGAGCAUGAGGAACCUGUCGAGCCAGGAACCAUGGCCACCGUGUCCGGCUGGGGCAAUACUCAGAGUGCGGUCGAGUCUAGCGAUUUCCUGCGUGCUGCCAACGUACCGACCGUGAGCCAUGAAGAUUGUAGCGAUGCCUACAUGUGGUUCGGAGAAAUCACCGAUCGUAUGCUGUGUGCCGGAUACCAGCAGGGUGGAAAGGACGCCUGCCAGGGAGAUUCCGGCGGUCCGCUGGUUGCUGAUGGCAAGCUGGUCGGUGUGGUCUCGUGGGGCUAUGGAUGCGCUCAGCCAGGAUAUCCAGGUGUAUAUGGACGCGUAGCCAGCGUUCGUGACUGGGUGCGGGAAAACAGUGGAGUGUAAAUCAUGGGCAAAUGGAAACAUACGAAUACGGACAAAAAUGAAUAAAUAAACAAGAACUGCAUAAUAAUGAAA